Messenger RNA from Pelodiscus sinensis (Chinese soft-shelled turtle), 2722 nucleotides. The record is from RefSeq and is a predicted model, not a curated record. NCBI's taxonomy places the organism in Eukaryota, Metazoa, Chordata, Testudines, Trionychidae.
GCUUUCUGCUCGCCAGGCCAGCGUCCCGCGUACACCUUGAGUUUGUGUCCCUGCUUCUAGCGCCCGGCAAGCAGCCGGUGGGCUGUGCCGCGGCUGAGCUGGCAGGAGGAGGGGACGCACCCGGCAGGGAUGUCGGCUGGUAACCUGCUGCGGGCUCGGAAACCGGCGCAAAGUAACUUUCCUUGCCCCCCGGCCCCUCCCCGACUCCGGUGGGGAGAGAACCCAUCCCUGUGCAGGCGCCGUCGGAAACUAGCGAAGUCCCAAAGUUUUCCCUGCUGGGGCUGGAUCAAUAGGCAGAGAAGCUCUGUCUUGUGUCCGCUCUAGCGCAGUGAACCAGGCAGACUUGACUGUCUUUAAAACUGGGCAGUUAGUUUCUCCAGUAAGAAGUUCCGAAAUAUAGACGUGACCUCAGCUCCUGCUCAUUGCAUAGAAGAACUUCAGAGGUGCUUGGGAAGUAGAUGGGGAGUGUUUCACACCUCUUGGGAAAAGUGUCUAUUUCAGAAUAGGGCCACACUCUAACCAUAAUAAAAAAGUCUGGCACCCACAUAAAUUUUGAAAAAGAAAAGAAAAGAAAAGAAAAGAAAAGAAAAGAAAAGAAGCCAGCCCCUAAAAAUGAGCAUCCCAUAUAACAUUUUACCAAUUCAAAGCAUUGUACAAAGUGCAAUUAGGAAAGAUACUUCCCAAUAACUUUUAGUGCAGUGAGGAGUACAACACAUGAUUUAUGUAAAGGUCAUCUCUGUGGUGCUGGCUUUUCAUCUGCAUUACUGCUAGAAUACAGCAUCAAAUAUUGCAUGGACAUGAAGAUGAAAGGGUUAAAUGUGAACUGUACCUAAAUUUUUAGCUUAAUGGGAUUGUCCUCAAUUAAGAAGUAAACACAGAUAUCACCAACUCUUCUUUAGGUGGUAUUACUAGCUAAACCUCCUUAGAUAGUUGGAUGAAUUAAUUAAGAAGACAAGAUGGUUAUUCUCUCGUUUCAGAAAUUAAUUGUCUAGCUCAAAUACAUAUUGACAUACAGAAAUGAAAGUUAUUAUUUUUAUAGUUUCAGCACAAAACUUUAUGUAAAAAUGUGUUGUGGUUCUUCUAAUAAUGUUUUAAAAUACUAUUAUAACUCAGGCUGUCAACCAAAGUAUUGCUCAACAGAACAAAAAGUUAAUGAAGUUAAAGAAUUAAAGCAGAAUUAUAUGUAACUAUUUAUGUAGCCUUUUACAUCUAGUUUUGUCAGACAUGUAAUACGUUUAUAUAAUUCAAAUGUAUGCUGUGAUCUGAAAUUGCAAUGUGCUUCUCUUUUGUUAAAAUAGAGCAUUUACUUGUCAAACAAUAAAUGACUUUUUGAUUUAAAAAGAUAGCAUGUAUGGACAGAGAUAACAUUGGGAUUUAUGUCUUUGCAGUUUACAAGAUUAUUUUUUAAAAUACAAUUUAACAAGUUACUUCCUACAGUUGAUUUGAAAUUUCAAGGUUAAUUAAUUAAUAUUGCUGGACUCUAAAGCACAACAGACAGAGUUGGAGUGGAUUUCCUUUCCUCCCCAUGGGUGGGAAGAAAUUAGUGGACUGGAUGAAAAUUACACUCCUAUACGAACAUACCAGGUAUGCCAGGUCAUGGAACCUAACCAAAAUAACUGGCUACGGACUAACUGGAUUGCAAAAGGCAAUGCUCAAAGGAUUUUUGUAGAACUGAAAUUCACUCUGAGGGAUUGUAACAGUCUUCCUGGAGUACUGGGGACAUGUAAAGAAACUUUUAACUUGUAUUAUUAUGAAACAGACUACGACACUGGCAGGAAUAUCCGAGAAAAUCAAUACGUAAAAAUAGACACUAUUGCAGCAGAUGAAAGUUUUACCCAAGGUGACCUUGGAGAGAGAAAAAUGAAACUUAACACAGAGGUGAGAGAAAUUGGACCUUUGUCCAAGAAAGGAUUUUAUCUUGCAUUUCAAGAUGUAGGUGCCUGCAUUGCUUUGGUUUCUGUCAAAGUCUACUACAAGAAAUGCUGGUCUAUUAUUGAGAACUUAGCUAUUUUUCCAGAUACAGUGACUGGCUCAGAGUUUUCCUCUCUAGUUGAGGUACGAGGCACUUGUGUGAGCAGCGCAGAAGAGGAGGCUGAUAACUCUCCUAGGAUGCAUUGUAGUGCAGAAGGAGAAUGGUUAGUUCCUAUUGGAAAGUGUAUCUGCAAAGCUGGGUACCAGCAAAAAGGAGACACUUGUGAACCAUGUGGCCGUGGAUUCUACAAAUCAUCUUCACAAGAUCUACAGUGCUCCCGCUGUCCUGCUCACAGUUUCUCUGACAAGGAAGGUUCUUCCCGAUGUGAUUGUGAUGAUAGCUAUUAUAGAGCACCUUCUGAUCCACCAUACGUUGCGUGCACAAGACCUCCAUCUGCACCACAAAACCUCAUCUUCAAUAUCAACCAGACUACCGUGAGUUUGGAGUGGAGCCCUCCGGCUGACAAUGGGGGAAGAAAUGAUGUGACCUACCGCAUUUUGUGCAAGAGGUGCAGCUGGGAGCAGGGUGAAUGUGUUCCCUGUGGGAGUAACAUUGGAUAUAUGCCCCAGCAAACUGGAUUAGUAGAUAACUAUGUCACUGUCCUGGACCUUCUGGCUCAUGCUAAUUACACUUUUGAAGUGGAAGCUGUAAAUGGGGUAUCUGACUUGAGCCGUUCCCAGAGGCUCUUUGCAGCAGUCAGUAUUACCACUGGCCAAGCAGCUGCCACUGCACAUUGAGUAGAUGUUUUCA